Ostrinia nubilalis (European corn borer) is the source of this 667-nucleotide messenger RNA. RefSeq lists its product as uncharacterized. The coding region runs from base 266 to 667 and encodes 133 amino acids. Gene Ontology annotation, molecular function: protein serine/threonine phosphatase inhibitor activity. Lineage: Eukaryota; Metazoa; Arthropoda; Insecta; Lepidoptera; Crambidae. The record is from RefSeq and is a predicted model, not a curated record. The transcript is spliced from 3 exons.
UACUGCGGCGAUUUGAUUUGACAGGUCAGCUUCGAGCCACUUUUUAGCUUUUCAAGUAGCGUAUUUUCAUUUUAUUUUGUGUUAUCCUUUCAUUUACGCGUCGUAAAUUAUGUUUGAUUAGCCCUAAAAGUAGAUAAAUUCGUUUAUUAUAGUUGUUGUAAGUGCACUUACAGUGUUACAUAAACUGUAGAGCGCUAAUCGUGUCGGCAGACCCGAUGUGUAUAACUACAUAGUACGUCAGUGAACGAAUGGUGGCCGUAAGAUAAUGGAUGUGGAUGCUCCUAACUUACUGAAAAGGUGCAGCAGCGCACCCCUUAUCAAUGAGGCAGCCUCUACAGCGGUGACCUCGCCUUCCACCAACACUGCGCCCAGAAGCGCCCCUUUCUUCAGCAUGCUGUCUAACAACAACUUGUCGCGGAUGCGGCGGUAUAGCGGGAGCAGCUUCAGCCCGCUCUCCGCGCCUGUCAAUUCUACUCAAAACUCGUGGGCGCCGCGUCUGACGCCGCGCGUGAACCAGCUGCGCGCGGAAGAGUGCGCGGACGUGGCCAACACUCGCGAGGUGGCACACGAGCGCGAGGUGCACUCCGCCAUGCAGAUGGGGCAGUCCUGCGAGGACCUGACCCUCGUGGCCGGCCUGCAGAACUCGCCCACGAGGCUACACAGGUAA